Molecule: messenger RNA, 4485 nt
Organism: Diabrotica virgifera virgifera (western corn rootworm)
Lineage: Eukaryota; Metazoa; Arthropoda; Insecta; Coleoptera; Chrysomelidae
Exons: 14
Coding region: 115-4344 (1409 amino acids)
Source: RefSeq, a predicted model, not a curated record
UAAUUGUCAAAUUAAUGUCACUAUUUUACCAUCCAAUUUUCUUAUCUUAGCAAAAGAAGCAGAUAUAUGAAAUUUUCGUGUUAAAAUUAUGAUACAUUUUCAUUUGAAGCGAAAAUGCCCGACCACAGAUUAUUUUUGCUUGAAUUUUUAAUCAACAAAAUUGAAAUUGACAGAGAUGUACUAGCUCCACCUAAACUUGAAGACCUAUUGGUUCAUUUUCGGUGUCCAGAUUUUCUAUUCCUUGAUAUUACUGCUGAGGAAUUUCCUGCUGAUCCCUUAGAUACUGAUUUUGUGGCGAAAGAUGGAGUGUAUAAAUUUAAUUUCGGAAAAACUUAUUUAUUUCCAUACCCUUCAGACAAACUUAUCAACACUAUAGAAAGUACUCCACUGGAAAUAGAUCUCAGAGUAUCUAGAAAAACAGUAGGUUCGGCUAUUUUUCCAUGGAUAAAAGAUUUCAGUGAAAUGAUCAAUAUUUUCGAAACCAUUGGCGUAGUGAAAAGUGUAAACUAUAGUGGAGUUUUUGAUAUGAUCUCCCUUGAACAUAAAAGAGUUGGAGAAAUUGAUAUCAUAAUUAAAAUGUCAUGUUUGGGAACUCACAUGGAAACAUAUUUUUAUUUAUUAAAGAAAGGCGGCAUCUUUAUGGGAGCCAAAAGCGAUGUACAAUAUAAAUGUGAAAGGUACAAUUUCGAUGAUGACGUUGUUCCCCCAGUCGCCAGUAUUUUCAAUCCAUUAAUGAACGGUCGUAUAAGUAUACAGAGACUAUCGUGGACUGAACUUUUUGGAAGCAAACAGACCGAAGCAAAACAGAGCUUUGCCCCAAUGCUUAUAGAAUUCGAAGAUGGAGUUUGUCGAGCUCCAUUACCUCCCCUCAGCCGCUCAGCUCCUGACACAGUAAGCCAUGGUAGCCAAUAUGAUAUUGUGUCCAUGGUUUUCAGACCACCAGAAAAUAAGUUCUUUGAUUUUUUGAAUAUGAUGAGGGCAGAAGUAUGCGCUACAGAGGAGGAAACUGUUGUUACCGUGGCUAUUGAUAAACCUAAGAAAACUACCACUAUUUUUACAGAUGAAGUUCAAAUGCAUGACGAUCCUUAUGAUACUGAACCAGAAGGUACCGAACUAACAGCGGAAAAAAUGAACAAGCAGUUAUGUAAGCACAAAGACUGCCCGGCAGCCAAGAAGUUUAAGAAAUACGGUAUUGGUCCUCUUGCCACAGGAUUAGGUCUGGGAACUAUGUAUGAUAUCGUCGAACCUCCAGUUACCUACGGUUUAAGUAACACUUAUGGAAGUUUCGAACAUUAUGGACCAUAUGGUGUGUUUAGAAGACCUAAAGAUCCAGAUCAACCCUAUUAUCCCCCAGCCCAAAAAUUUAAGACAGAAAAUGAAAGCAAAAUGUCACUGAAUACUUGCAGUUGUAAACAGGCAAAAUGUAGUCAUUCAAAACUCUUAGGGAGAGAGGGAUGUUCAAAAACAUGUAAACAUAACUAUCCAUUUCCUAAAAAAGAUCCAUCAAGAACUCUUCGCCUGAGAGGGGGUGGUAUGCCCACGAUCGAACAGAAUCAUUCGAUUCUGCUGAGGACUAAUGAAAAUCUUAUAAAAGAAUCCAGUGCAUUAUUGAAUUCUUUCAGAAAUAAUAAAAUACGAGGAAGAGUGUGUCAAGAGCCGGCAACAUCUAGAUGUAUAACACCAAAAUCUGCAAUUAUCGAAUGCAAGUCUAUUAUGGAUCAGUUUGACCAAGUCGUAAAUGCGUAUAAAAAGGCAUUGGGUCCUUGUGGUGAAGUGACAUGCCCCUAUGCGACCAAUGUGAUAGAAGAGCAGUGCAGAGAUUACUGUAAAGGACUAAAACAACCGGAAGAGCCACCAAAAGGAAAGAGCUGUGAAAGUAUUCCAUGCAAGCAAGAUUUUUGCCCUUAUCGCGAAAUAAAAUACCCCUUUGGAUGUGGCACCUCUAACUGUGCUUAUGCGAAGUACAAAACAGGAUUGCGGGAAGAGGACGCAGCUCUAGAACUAAUGUUUCUUCCACCAGCUCUAGGAACCAAAUGUGGACAUCCCAAAUGCGAUUAUCCCGGGGACGUCUUACCACCCAUUCAUUGGGAUUGCCCAGAUCCGUUACCAACCGAUACUUGCAAAAAUCCAAAUUGUCCUUUACAGCCUCCUGAGCUACAAAAAUUAAAAUGCCCGGUUCCCGAACUACAAAAAUUAAAAUGUCCCGUUCCUAAUCCAGAGAAACGCGGUCCCUGUGGAAGCAUAUCUUGUCCGUAUGCUCUACCAGAACCAUGUGACAACCCCAACUGCCCUUUUAACGAAACUCCUUGUCCAUAUUUGGGAGGAAAGCAAGCAGGUGAUCAAGGCAAUGAAGGAAUAUGCAAUAACCCAGAAUGUCCACCUAGGAAACAAAAAUUGGAAAAUUUCUGCGGAUAUCCCAAUUGUCCCUUCAAAUCAGAAACUACCGACAGCGUCAAAAACAGUACGUGCAGUAAUCCACAAUGUCCUUUUGCAUUAAAAGAUGUAGAGAAAGGUAGCAUAUGCGGUAAUCCUGAUUGCCCUCAGGCAAAAAAGAAAACAACAUGCCAAAAUCCUCUUUGUCCUUUUAAUACAGAAAUAAAUAAGAAAAGCAAUGUAUGUACUGACGAGGAGAGCAUAUGCGACAAUCAGGAUUGUCCUCAUGCAAAAAAGAAAGAUAACAUAUGUGAAAAUCCACUUUGUCCUUUUAAUAGACCAGUGUGUAAAAAGAGUAGCAGUUAUACUGAUCCAGAAUGCCCAUUUGUAUUAAGUAUGGAAGAAAAUAACACAUGUGACAAUCCUCAUUGUCCUUUUGCAAAAAAGAAAGGUAAUAUAUGCCAAAGUCCCCUCUGCCCCUUUAACGAAGAAGUCAGCAAGGAAAACAGUAUUUGUGGUAAUCCCCGCUGUCCAUUUGCGUCGAAAGAUACCAAAAAGAAGAGUACAUGCAAUAACCCUACGUGCCCUUUCGCUACAGAGGAAUGUAAUGUAUGUAAAAAUUCUGAUUGCCCCUUUAACACACAAACAGUCAAGAAUGGCAGUGUAUGUGAUAGUCCCGAUUGUCCAUUUGCAAUAAAAGAUACAGAAAACGACAGCAUAUGCGAUAAUCCUGAGUGUCCUUAUGCACCAAAAGAAGUUAAUACAUGUCAAAGACCUCCCUGUCCAUUUACUAGACCGACGAGUAAGAACAGUUCAUGCGAUAAUCCAUUUUGUCCGUUUGCUGACGAUUCUGACAGUGGUUCUAGCUGCGACAAUAUUGACUGUCCAUUUGCUAAAAAUAAAAGUAUGGCUUCUAUUUGCAGUAAUCGCAGUUGCCCCGGAAAUAAAACUAUUUCUGAUAAUGUUUGUAAGAAUCCUGAAUGUCCUUUUGCUAAACAAGAAAGAGGUGGUGGAGAUAAUAUUUGUGGAAAUCCCAAUUGUCCUUAUAAUAAGAAAAACUUGAGCUCGUAUUGUUCGGAUCCUAAAUGCCCCAGAGGGGAUAUUCAAGGUACAGAAGCAAAUGUUGUAGCCCCAUCUCAAACCGCAGUGAAGUCUCCAAAACAGGCUGGUCAAUCAGGUACUAAAGUGAAAUCAGAAAGCGGGACCAAGAAAAAGACCAAGAAAAGGGGAAGAUUUGUAUAUUCAGUUGGAGAUAAAUAUCCGGGUGUCUUAAUUGGUCAUCGAGAGUGUGUCAUACCGAGGCGCAAUGUACCGUCAUAUAUGGGAUGGCUUUGGAACAAACAUACACCAAUACUCCAAAUGAAGCCUAGAAGAGGUUGGCGUCCAGGAGCUAUAGAAAGAACAAUCGCAAAACGUAUUGAAGCUCAUAGAAUUGCUAAAGGACUAGGAAAAUUAAAUAUUCCCCAUUUUCCAUCAAGAGGUCCUGGACGUCAAUAUGAUGGAGGAUCUUCGUCUUCAUCUCUUCAUGUUAAACCUAAACCCACACUGAAAAUUCAAAAGAAAGACGGUGUUUACAACAUUACAAUGAAUCCUUUGAAAGAUCCUAAAACUCUUGCAGAAAACGAAGAUCCUUAUAUGGAGUGUACUCCGAUGCAGUUUAAAAUAACAAAAGCUAAAAAAGAUGAUGACUCCAAGCUAUGCCAUUGUGAUGAUGAACCUGAGUCUAGUAGCGAUAGCGAACUAGACAUAGAAUUUACUCCUCCAGCUGGAAUCAUACAUCCGGAACGAUUUAAAAAGAAGAAAAACAUUGUAAAUUGUCAGUCGCAAUAUGAUGCGACAGAUUUUAAAACCAAGGGGAAAGGCAAAAAAGAUGGAAAGAAGGGUAAAGGUAAAGGUAAAGGUAAAGGUAAAGGAAAGGGCAAAGGUAAAGGCAAAGGUAAAGGUGGCAAGAAAGGAAAAGGUAAAAAGUAAAUCAGCACGAUGAAGAAUUAAUGGUUGAAAAAUUGAAAAUAUUUAAAAAAAUUUGGUUUAGAAAUUGAGGACUUUUAGUUUUGAUUAGUAUCCUGGUGUGUUUCUUAUUCCAGUAAUAUAAUUUUCAUACAAAGCUAUAAA